GCAGCUGGUGAUGCUGGAACAAACAUGGCCGCCCGGGCGCCCGUCGGCCCCUUGGGCUCCAGCUGUCCUCGGCGGGUCGCGGGCUUCUGGUUUCUUUCGCUACUGGGGUUGCUGCAGCUACUGGCGGAGCCCAGCCUGGGCCGCGUUCACCACCUGGCGCUCAAGGACGACGUGAGGCACAAGGUUCAUCUGAACACUUUUGGGUUCUUCAAGGAUGGCUACAUGAUGGUCAAUGUCAGCAGCCUUUCGGUGAGGGAGCCGGAGGGAGCUAUGGACAAGGAUCUCAUGAUCGGAUUCAGCCUGGACCGCACAAAGAACGAUGGAUUUUCUUCUUACCUGGACGAAGAAGUGAAUUACUGUAUUUUAAGGAAACAGUCCGUCUCUGUCCCCCUUCUAAUCCUAAACAUCUCCAGAAGUGAAGUGAAAUUAAAAUCUCCACCAGAAGCGGGUAUCCAGUUACCGAAAAUCAUCGUCGGCAAGGAGGAGAAAGCCCUUGGCCAGAGCCAGGAGGCCGGAGGUAGCUCCGAUUCAGUGGGCAGCCAGACCGAGAAAAAAGAGAGUGGGAAGUCUAAAAGAAGUACAGUGAAUUCAAAGGUGAUGGAAGAGAAAUCUUUUUCUGUUCAUAAUAAAGAUGGAGCAGUUUCAUUUCAGUUUUCCUUUCACAUCAGCACCGAUGACCAAGAAGGCCUCUACAGUCUUUUUUUCCACAAAUGCCUUGGACCCAAAGUACAGUCUAACGACAAGUUUUCCUUCAGCCUUGAUAUUGAGAUCAUAGAGAAGAAUCCUGACAGCUACCUCUCAGCAGGAGAAAUUCCUCUCCCUAAAUUAUACAUUUCUAUGGCCUUUUUCUUUUUCCUUUCUGGGACCAUCUGGAUUCACAUCCUUCGAAAACGACGGAAUGAUGUGUUUAAAAUUCACUGGUUGAUGGCGGCCCUUCCUUUCACCAAGUCUCUUUCGUUGGUGUUCCACGCGAUCGACUACCACUACAUCUCCUCCCAGGGCUUCCCCAUUGAAGGCUGGGCCGUGGUAUACUACAUCACUCACCUUUUGAAAGGGGCCCUGCUGUUCAUCACCAUUGCGCUCAUCGGCACCGGCUGGGCUUUUAUUAAGCACAUCCUUUCCGAUAAAGACAAAAAGAUCUUCAUGAUUGUCAUCCCGCUCCAGGUCCUGGCGAACGUGGCCUACAUCAUCAUCGAGUCCACCGAGGAAGGGACCACGGAGUACGCCCUGUGGAAGGACUCUCUGUUUCUGGUGGACCUGCUGUGCUGCGGGGCCAUCCUCUUCCCAGUGGUGUGGUCAAUCAGGCAUUUACAGGAAGCAUCCGCAACAGAUGGAAAAGCUGCUGUUAACUUAGCCAAGCUGAAACUUUUCAGACAUUAUUACGUCUUGAUUGUGUGUUACAUAUACUUCACCAGGAUCAUCGCAUUUUUCCUCAAAUUUGCUGUCCCGUUCCAGUGGAAGUGGCUCUACCAGCUCCUGGAUGAAAUGGCCACGCUGGUGUUCUUCGUCCUCACCGGGUAUAAGUUCCGCCCAGCAUCAGAUAACCCCUACCUGCAGCUUUCUCAGGAAGAAGACGACUUGGAAAUGGAAUCUGUCGUGACAACGUCCGGGGUGAUGGAGAACAUGAAGAAAGUCAAGAAGGUGACCAACGGCUCAGUGGAGCCCCAGGGCGACUGGGAAGGCACCGCGUGACGGAGCUCCUGUGAGGCGGCCCGUCAGCGACGGCGCUUGACUUAUUGACAGUGCUGCUGGCGGGGGCGGGGGCAGCGGCCCUCCCAGCAGUGACCCCACAGAGCACGUGGCUGGGAGCAGAGUGCCAGGAAACCUGAUUUUUUACUCUCUUUGGCAGAAACUGGUUCUGCGGCUGGUCAUAGGCAGCUGGAAUUCUCCUUCAGGUGGGACGGUGGGGAGGGAGUGUAGCCAAGAGGAGAAUAAAAGGAAGACUUUGUUUUGAUUUUUUA
Artibeus jamaicensis (Jamaican fruit-eating bat) is the source of this 1961-nucleotide messenger RNA. It is a transcript of the gene GPR107, whose product is annotated as G protein-coupled receptor 107. Lineage: Eukaryota; Metazoa; Chordata; Mammalia; Chiroptera; Phyllostomidae. The coding region runs from base 25 to 1692 and encodes 555 amino acids. Gene Ontology annotation, molecular function: clathrin heavy chain binding. The record is from RefSeq and is a predicted model, not a curated record. Gene Ontology annotation, biological process: clathrin-dependent endocytosis. Gene Ontology annotation, cellular component: membrane; clathrin-coated vesicle; Golgi apparatus. The transcript has 18 exons.